Solenopsis invicta (red fire ant) is the source of this 1829-nucleotide messenger RNA. Its product is annotated as potassium/sodium hyperpolarization-activated cyclic nucleotide-gated channel 2. The record is from RefSeq and is a predicted model, not a curated record. The coding region runs from base 1 to 1692 and encodes 563 amino acids. Lineage: Eukaryota; Metazoa; Arthropoda; Insecta; Hymenoptera; Formicidae. The transcript is spliced from 10 exons.
AUGGAUUUAAUGGUUUUUGUGCCUGAUUUUACAAAUAUACCAAUUAUUCAGCAUGAGCCGCGCGUGGUGCACAUUUGUGAGACGCCACCGAAAGUGGAUUUACUAAUGAAAACAAUUCCCGGAAGUUCUCUUUGGUCGAGAUUACGACGUUGGUUCCUCGGUACACGGAUAGCGUCGCGAAAGCACCUGUUCACGCAGUAUUGUCUAAAGAGCAGCCAUGCGAUUGAUUACGAAAUCAGUCGACACCUCAAGUCCCAUCCCUAUAUGAUCCAUCCCUUCAGUACCUUCAGAAUAUUUUGGGAGUCUGUGAUGACGUUGCUUAUCAUAGCGGUUCUGCUGAUUAUUCCAGUCUUCCUCGCAUUUUAUUUUGACGAGUACGAGAAAUGGUAUAUUUUCGAUUUUGCGAUCGACGCCGUAUUGAUAUGCGACAUUGUGAUCCGAUUCUUCACUGGUUAUUACGAUUCUCAAACGCAACUGGUAAAUCUGGACUGGAAGGUCGUAGCAAGCAAAUAUCUACAAGGUUUUUUUGUCGUGGACAUUUUGUCGGUACUGCCGUUGGAGUUUCUCAUCGUGCUCUUCAAAUCGUGGUGGUACUUGACGUCGUUGAACCUCCUCAAGAUAUUAUGGAUACGAAUAGUCAUCGUUUACGCACGCAGACUUUAUUACGUAUACCGAGUUAAUUUCCAUCUGUACAAGGUAACGGAGAUCAGCGUCAUCAUCGUCAUAUGCGUGCAUUGGGCCGCUUGUCUAGAGUAUUAUUUGCCGCUUGCAGUUGCCAAGAUAGUCGGGCAGAAUGAUGCAUCAUGGAUUCGAUCGCCUUAUAUGGAGAAAAGGACAACAAAAUUCGCGAUCUACUUAACGUGUAUUAACAGAGCUAUUAUCGCCCUGAUCGGAUCCACGCAUUAUUUAAAUGUCAGCACCCCAGAGGAUAUUAUAUAUAAUUUAAUUAUCUCUAUCCUCGGAGUGCUCGGAUUUAUUUAUCUGCUCGCGCGAUUCUCGCAGCUAAUGGUAACGUUCCACUCCACCCGCAAGAGGCAUUUGCAAUUAAUUCAGCAGCUGCAACAGUAUAUGAGCUACAAGGAAUUGCCGUAUUCCUUGAAGCGACGAUUGCUAUCCUACUACAAUUACCGUAACAAGAAGGGAUUUGAGAGGGACAAGAUUAUUAUCAAUCACGUAUCGCCCUAUUUGCGAGAAAAGCUUCUUCUGCACAAUUAUCAGCGACUAUUGAAAAACGUGGAGGUGUUCCGAUAUUUGCCACAAGCGGUGGUAACACAAUUGGUCGAUGCUGUGUAUUCUGAGAUUUUCAUGCCAAACGACGCGCUAGUUAAGGCCGGUACACGCGGCGAAGCUUUGUACUUCAUCGCCUCUGGCACCGUGGCCGUCUACAAUAAUACAGAGAAAGAGAUCUGCCACUUGGAAGACGGCACGUACUUUGGCGAGUUGGCCCUGCUGAUGAAGGAUGAGCGCUGGAUCGCGAGCGUCGUCGCCGCGGAGAAAUGCGUGGUCUAUAUAUUGUCGCGUGCCGAUUUUCAAUAUGCUCUGAUACCGUAUCCCGAACUCCUGGUACAUCUGCAGAACGUCGUACUGUCGCGUCCGGAGCAGACGCCACUGCUCGAGGCUCACAAGGCGAACUCGUCAACGAUGUCCGGACACAUCAACAUAAGCAGCAUAAAAGUCAAAAAGAAGGACUAGCUGGCGAAUGUUGUGGGAGUCUCGUGUCCACCGCCGGUGUCAUCGACGGCCCGAUCAAAAGCGGCGAGAUCUUCGUUUCUGUGGAUUUCUAUACGACUGCUGGUACACGGACAUAAGUCGCCAGUGCUCGGGGUAGU